AUGAGUUCUAUUGCUCGUUAUUGGAGGAUUCAGUGUAGAAUUUGUCUUGAGCUGCUUCGAGCUGAGUUCCUGCUUCCGGAUUCUCCUGAUUUUCCUGCGCCUGAUUCUCCUGAUUCUCCUGCUCCUUAUUCUCCUGAUUUCCUUGCUCCUGGUUCUCCUGAUUCUUCUGCUCCUGAUUCUCCUGUUUCUCUUGAUUCUCCUCCUGAUUUUCGUGAUUGUCCUGAUUCUACUGCUUCUCAUUCUUCCGAUUCUCCUGGUUCUCCUGCUCCUGAUUCUCCCGAUUCUCCUGCUCCUGAUUCUUCUGAUUUUCCUGCCCCUGAUUCUGUUGACUCUCCUGAUUCUCCUGAUUCUCCUGCUCCUGAUUCUCCAGAUUCUCCAGCUCCUGGUUCUCCAGAUUCUCCGGCUCCUGGUUCUCCUGAUUCUUCUGCUCCUGUUUCUUCUGAUUCUUCUACUCCUCAUUAUCCUGCUCCUUCUGAUUCUCUUGAUUCUCCUGAUUCUCCUGGUUCUCCUGCUCUUGAUUCUCUUGGUUCUCCUGCUCCAGAUAAUCCUGACUCUCCUGAUUCUGAUUCUCUCGAUUUUCCUGCUCCUUAUUUUUCUGAUUACCCUGACUCUCCUGAUUCUCCUUCUCCUGACUUUUUUGAUUCUCCUCCUCCUGGUUCUCCUGAUUCUCCUGAUUUUCCUGCUCCUGAUUCUCCUUAUUUUAAUUCUCCUGCUUCUGGUUCUUUUGGUUCUCCUGAUUCUCCUGAUGGUAGAGGACUUUGCACAAUUGCUGUCACAUAUCACAGUUUGCAUUUGGUCCAUCAGGUUAGUUUUUGA
Molecule: messenger RNA, 816 nt
Organism: Eurytemora carolleeae
Lineage: Eukaryota; Metazoa; Arthropoda; Copepoda; Calanoida; Temoridae
Product: vegetative cell wall protein gp1-like
Exons: 1
Coding region: 1-816 (271 amino acids)
Source: RefSeq, a predicted model, not a curated record